GUUUACGAGGAAGAGAGAGCGUGAGGACGUGAGACACUAAGGGCGUGUUUGGUAUGGAGGAAGAAGGGAAAAAUAGGAACAGAAAAUUUACAGAAAAAGAAUUUGCUAUUUCUGAUCAGACACAAAAACGAAAAAAGAGUCUCGAUUUACACAGAGAGAGAGAGAGAGAGAGAGAGGGGGAAGGGAGAGAGAUCAGAGAGUGUGUGUAGAGUAGAAGGUGGGUCUUCGUCUUUUUUCUGAUUAAGAACAGUGAUUUUUGGGGGAGAGAAAGAUAGCUGCGGAGAAGAAUUGAAAUGCGAAGCAAUUUGAAUGGAAGAAGAAGCUUUAUGGGUUCGUAUAUGAACAAGUAAGAGUUGAAAAAGCAUUUGGGUUUUCUCUCUACUUUCUGAAUCUGAAUUUUGAAUUAAGUUUGGUGUUGUUGGGUUUUGUAUAUUUUCUAAUUUUACUCUUCUUUCGAGCUUAAAAAUCUCUUCUUUAAUCCCAAUUUCGUGUGGGGAUAUAUUUGAACUUGAAGUGGGUAGCUUAAAGCUUUAAUUUUUUGGCAACGGUUGGCAUUUUAUGUCUGUUUUAGGUUUUGCCCUGUAAUUUUGCAAGGCAAUUUGAACUUAUUGAAUUGGGGAUUGAGGGUUUUCUUGAGCUGCGAUUUUGAUUGGUGUAAACGUUGGACUGAAGAAAGAAUUUGAAAAUUUUCGAGUUUUGGAGGGAGAGUUAGUUGACAAUUAUGGAUCUCUAGCUGGGGUGUUAACCCCUUCAAUAGUUAUACUGUUGUAAGUUGGAAUUUUGGAUAUGGGUUUUGAUUCAGCAUUGCUUGAAUUGCUGUUGGAAGAGCACAAUCUUGUUUCCACUAUGGGUUUUUGGAAUUGGGGAAAACCCUAAUUUAGUGGGGAUUUGGAUUACUGACUUCUUGUGUUACUUGAAAAGUAGUGGAAACUUUGUAAUCUUUGCUUGUUGUGUGUAGACUUUGUGUGUUGACAGAGAUGCAACCGCCACAUCAGCAUUCGCGAAUCAAUCUUGCCGAACUGAAAUCUCAGAUAGUGAGGAAACUUGGACCUGAGAGGUCUAAACAGUACUUUUAUUACUUAAAUAGGUUAUUGAGUUUGAAAAUAAGCAAGGUUGAGUUCAAUAAGCUCUGUCUUAGGAUAUUGGGUAGAGAGAAUAUUACACUGCAUAAUCAGUUCAUUCGUUCCAUUUUGAGAAAUGCUUGCAGCGCAAAAGUUCCACCGCCAACUCCCGAGACUGAUGUUUCGAGGCCUGGUGCAGCAGUUGGCAGUAAUGAACCCCUAAGUGAUGCUUAUGAGCAAAAUGGAUCACAUGUUUCUUCAAGCCAGGCUUCAAGUCAACCAGGUUUGUCUAAUGGGGAUAUUCUCCCAUUAUCUCCUCGAAAGGUCAGAACAGGCUAUCGUGAUCGUAGGACUGGGGAUCGUCGUAGUGCGCUUGGUCAAAAUGGGAAGACCAAUUUCUCUUUUCAACAACCGACAGCGACAGAAUCAAUUUUUGAUGUUAUGGAAAAUGGGGAUAUCAAUCCCCCUGAUUCACGGAGGGCUGUGCAGCAUUAUCAAGGACUCUUGCAGCAGACUGAUGAUGAAAGGGAGGCAUCUGGUCAAGAAACUGCUAGAUUUUCUGUAAUAAAGGGAUCACAGGAAGGUCCAGCUUCCAUAUAUAACAAAGUCCAUGUUAGAGAUGACGGGAAAGAGCUGCAUGCAAGGAGUCAGCUUCAAGCUCCGCUUGGGGUUCCAUUUUGCCCUGUUAGUGUUGGUGGAGCACGUAAAGCAUUGCCUUUGGCAACAAAUAGUAAAUGUGUUACUUCUUCUAGUUAUGGUGCUUUGUUGGAUAGUGUAUCACUUGGGGAACGCAUGGAGCAGAUUGCUGCAGAACAAGGCCUUGAAGGAGUGGCCAUCGGUUGUGCCAACUUGUUGAACAAUGGAUUAGAUUCUUACUUAAGAGGUUUAAUUCGAUCUUGUGUUCGACUUGUUGGGGCAAGGUCAGGGCACGAGCCUAUAAGAAACAACACCAAAAAGCAGCAGACCCAUGUGAAGCUCGUCAAUGGCCUCAGACCCGGUCUUCAUUCUCAGAUAAGUAGUGGUAGACCUUCAGAAGUCAUGCAAGAACAUGCUCCCAAUAACUUGAUCUCAUUGCAAGAUUUUAGGGUUGCCAUGGAACUGAACUCCCGGCAACUUGGCGAAGACUGGCCAUUGCUUCUAGAAAAAAUAUGUUCACGCGCUUUUGAAGAAUAAGCCAUAUGUGAACUUUGUUAUCUUCCAGUUAAAUUUCUGGUCCCUACUGGAUCUAAGGGCACCGUUCCUCUCAAAGUUUCUGCGCAGCUGCAACAUUACAGCUUUUUUGGCCCUUUUUGAAUCAGUCAACAACUCUUUUGGUUGAUGUUGUCUCUUGAAGAUGAUGCAUGGAGCCCGGAUCUUUGUCUCAUCUGCUACGGGGCUUAACUUUGCCAGGAGAUUCGCCAUUUUUAGCAACCACUGGAAGGGACUUGAAGAAAGGAACACCCACGUUGGUUGUGCUGUUGUAUGAUUAGCAUAAUUAUUUUUUGGAUAUUUACCGCAUUCUCCCUCCUGUAAUUUAAAGUAAAGAGCAAAUUUGGCACAAGUUUUGCAGGAAUAAUUGUGUAGCCUAGGACUUCAGUAGAAAGGUGAAACUAGAUAAUGCAAAAGUUGCUGUGUAUCUUCAACAUCAAGAUUGAUUGAACUUCAAUAUUAACAACACGUUUUCACCAGUAGGUUUAUAUCUUAUGAUUUUUAGUUCUAGAUUAAUGUUCAUUGGGUCUAUGGCCUGCUUUUGUAUUUCAUGUUUCCUUACUGUGUUAAUUGUAUACCCAGAAGAGUUUCAUUAUUUGAUUCUCUCAUAAGGCAUGAUGCUAAAUAUGAAGUGGUUAUUAAAUUGUUGAUAUUCUGUGAUCUAUUAUAGUCUGCACUGAGCGAAUUGUCACUGGUGUGUUAUGUAGAAAAUGCUUAAAAGGAUCAAAGCAAGCAUGAUAUAUAUCUUAACUCAGACAUCCAUUUCAAUUGCAUAUCCUAUUUUGCAUAGCAUGGUUAUGAAAAUCCACGAGAAGCGACUGGGAUUAUCAUAUGUGUCAAUUUCCAUUUAGCUAAUAUGCCUAGUUUUAGGAUGACUGACCCUUUUGGUCCAGUUCAUAUAAUGUUUCUCUCAGGAGCUAGAGGAAAUGCAUAUCAGGUACAUCAAUUAUUAGGUAUGCGCACUUUUUGACUUACUGAUAAUAAUGUAAUUACUUUGGUGCUGCUUAACUAACUUGCAGUGAUUUGGCAGAUGUUCAAGAUUCCUUUUUUCCCCAUUGCCUCAAAAUUUGUUGCUGCUAUAAUCGAAGUGGACGAUUUUGUGAGAUAAUUAGACAGUUGAGCUGGUCUAAAAGAUGAGUUCAAAUCCUUUAUAUAAAAAAUAAAAGAAAGAAAUGAGCUAGUUCUCAUCCUGAACUGGAAAAUGAAGCGAACCCAUUCAAAGAAAUCUAGCAGUGAUUGACAGGUGGAGUGCCUAGAAUGGAAGGCAGAACAACAUACACAUAAAUUUUGUUCUGAAGAUGGAGUAAAAGUUGGAAAUAGAGCAGAAGAUUACUGAUGAUUUUUCUUCCCAAGACAAACUUUACCUACCAGAAAUUUGAAAAAGGUCAGAAGAAAGUUGAUCUUUUUCCUUAUCUCCUACCUAUAUGUCUUUUAGCUCCGAGUACUUGAAUUUUUCUUUUAAGGAAUGUCUCUUUUUCGACCACUUGAAGUUUCUGUUAAGAAAUGAAUACAUGCAUAUCUUCUCUGGAAGCUGAUAUUUUUGUUUUUUUAUGUAUCUGGCUGGAUUGUAAGUUUCUCUUCCUUAUUGCUUGGCUCUAUGUCUUUAAGAUUAUGUGGUUCAUGUGAUAUCUCUAUGUACUUUUCCUAAUACAACUUGAAUUUAUUCUUGAUAAAUGUAUUGCAAAAUUAUGGGAUCUGGAUAUUUGAAGUUUCACCAAUCUGCCUGCUAAUGAUCGUCCACUAUUGCUGUUGUGUCUUCUGUGCAUUUCCAAGUUAAGGAUUUGUUGUCAAAUUCCAUCUCAUUCUGCAAUUAUUGAUUCAAGUACUAAUCAUAGUCUCUAAUAUCUUAUGCUCCUUUUCUGUAAGAGAUUUGCAGUCACCCAGUAAUUCUAGAAGAAAUUUGGUUUGGGGUAGGGUAGCUAGUGAUAGAGCUAUUCAAGCAUGCCAGGUCUUUGGUUGGUCAUGUCAAAUUUCCAUUUGAGAGCUAUUCCAGCAUGCCAAUAGGUUUUUUGUUGAUCAUGCCAUUAAGAAUAAUUGCCAGAGUUGGUCAGUGACUCCACAGUGCAAUAUAAGGUGACUGUUUUUCUCUGGUCCUUCCAACACAAAUAACAUCUUGGACCUAGCUUAAUCCUCCUCCUCUUCAAAUUAUCUUGGGUUAGGCAGGCUUCUUUGACAACAUGCCACUGUUUAAGGAAUUUCAAGUCUUCACGUGUUUCACAAUCCGAGAAUUAACUUGUUCUCCCAAUACGAGUGAGUGCAUAAUUGGUAGAUUUAAUUGUAUAGUUGCCUUUGCUAUGCCCUCUGCCAUGACAAUUUUUCCUCAUGUUCAUAAAUGCAUUUUAAUUGAUCCAUUACUCUUACAAAAUUAGCUACUCUGUUGAUUUCUCAAUCAAUUGAUAGUGUUCUAAAGCUCAGGCUUAAUCACUGUUGACCUCACAGUUUGCUAACAGCUGUCCCCUUGUUUCUGACUUAGGUUGAAGAUGUAUAGGAAAUGCUUUAGAGACCCUUCCCAUUCCUCACUUUAAGACUGGUUUGCACUGGAGGAGGGCUAAAGAGCUCUGUUUGACCUUUAUAUACUAAACCCAGAAGGUGCAGUUACCCCUAUUUAAAAAGAGUCAACCCGGUGCAAUAAGCAGCUGGGGUAUACGCAGGAUCUGGGGAAGGGCUGGACCAUAAGGGUCUAUCAUACACAACCUUACCCUGUAUUUCUGCAAGAGGUUGUUUCCACAACUGGAACCUGAGACAGGCUCCCCUUCAAAUCUGAGACAAAACAUCAGGUGAGUGGGUGUUCCUUAGUAUAGAUUACAUCCCCUUUCUGCACCUUCCUGUCCCAUAUUAUAAAAAUUCCCUGGUCUACCAUUUGCCUCUAUAAAUCUGGGCACGAGGGAGGCUCAGUGAAAUAGAACAUGUCUGUGAAGAUGCAGACUACUUGCACCUGGACCGAAAGAUCCUGUGAAGCUUCACUUUUCCCUGGGAUUGGCUUUGGGGCUUUCCUGCGCAGCUUAGGUGGAAGGUGAACAAGGCCUCCUUCCCUGGGGCAUCAGUGAGAUACCACUGUGGAAGGGCUAGAAUUUUAACCUUGUGUCUGGACAUACAGACCAAGUCACAGUCCCAAGUAGACAGUUCCUAUGGGGCUUAGGCCUCCCAAAAGGUAACGGAGGCGUGGAAAGGUUUCCUCGGGCCGUCCAAUCUUUUGAUUAAAGGGGAUGAACCAUCUGCUAGGGAUUACCUUAAGUCUAGUAAUAAACGCACUUCCGAUGAGCAGGAGUGUGUUUGCCCACAUCUCUUUAACAAAAGCUUUGAUAUUUCCUUCUAGCUUUGUUUCCUAAAAGCAGUAGAUGUUUUCUUUCUGUUGUAAGCUAAACUUUUCUGCACCCUUCUUUUUUGUCCUGCUAUUCGGCCCCUUUCCGUUCCAUGCGAUGAUGUACAGCUUCAUGGAUAAUCAGUGUGUGGGAAUUUCUCCAGCUCCAUGUCCCGCUGUCCUUGUUAUUAACAUUAAAUUUCAGGAUUUUAGUUCCUUCGUACUUCUCCAUUUUGGGGUCAUACAACUGACAAUGCAUAAUUCGACUUGUUUAGCUUGCUUUCUUUUCUACAGUUUCAUGAAGAGAGAUAGACCUUACAUCUCACAGUCUCAGAAAUCCACCACAUAAUGCUUGCACAUUUCCAGUACAUUUUAUUGUAGUAGAUUGUACCCACAAUGAUGCUUCUAUAUCUGAAUUCUGAAUAUGAGUCAACAAUAGGUCUACAUGUUAGACGUCAUCCUCUUCAUGAUCAACUAUCUGUUUCUCCAAUUCAGUUGAGUUAUGGAGAGGAAUAAUAUCAUCACUGUUGAUAGCAGCCAUCUCAACUUUCUCAUCUUCUUACACGACCAAGACCACCUGUAGUUGAUUAGGGCUGCUGUGGAGAACACGCUGAUCAGUGACCUCAGACACAUUUAUAGUGUUUUAGAAAUUGUCGAUGCUCCGACAGAAUGACGGCUUCAAUUUCCAUCAUUACUGGAUUGGUGUCGGUCCACAAAUUCAAUCAAAACAUGCCUUAUUUGUUCAUUCCAAGCAGCUGGGAAAUCCUGGCCCAUAUUAUUUUUAUGUGGAUGUGAUCAGUUAUGUAGCAUUGUGUAGGUGCAGAUGCAGAAUUACUCUUCUAUCAGAUAACCCUGGCUAAUUCAGGCUGAGUAAAGUUAGAUCAGAUUUCUAUGUGUUUUACUAACUGGGAGCCCCUAAAUUCUUAGCUAGAUCUGCGGACACCUACAAUAUUAUGCUUUAGGUGAGAUUCAACUUCCAAAUAUCUUUAUCUUCAGUGAUUUAACAUGUACAGCAAUUGCUAUUUGGUAUUUCUCUUCAGUUCUGAUUCCAUGUAAUAGUAGAUUACAACUGUCAUCGAUGAACCAGUUCCUGCUUCGCAGUGGGUUCACGUGAACCAGGUAGCUUUUUCUUGGACCUGUGUAUUUAUUAAGCAACCCAUAAUUAUAUAUAUUUGACUGUGAACCCAUUUAUUAUUGUAUAUACUAACUUGAGGUCUAUGUAUGAACCCAUAGAACCUCAAAUCCUGAAUCCCUCUGCUUGCUCGGAGGGGAAGGGCGAUGCUGAGUGAUUUAAUGCUCUCCUGGUAACUUCUGCAGAGGUACAGAACACAUACAAAGUUCUCUUGAUAUUUAAAAGAUAGCUUAAGGAAGUUACCUGGGCUAGGCAAAUAACUUGGUUCUUCAAUUUGGUCCUUCAAUUGGCAUGUAGAUUAGGGUCAGUUCUUUUGCAUCACAAUUUCUCUCAGGGGAUUUGGAUUCUGAUUGAAAGAAAAAGCAUUAUUUGGAUUUUGCAUGUAAUUGAUUGUCCUUGAUUAUCCUUUCUGCUUUUGAUAUCAUUUCUUUGUUUUCCUCUACAUGGAUCAGCUACUUUAACUUAUGCUUUGCAUCCAGGAACAGACAUGGAUAUUCAUAUUCGGAGAUAUUCCCUUAAAUGCAGAUUCAUUGUUUAUUAUACUGUCACCGACAAGAACUUUAAUCUUUCUAAAUAGAAACGAAGAGGUCAAUCACCAACAGGAGGAGGAUAUGAAAGAGAGUACAAACAACUAUUCCACUCGAGUAGAACUUCUAAAUGAAGUUGGAGGAAGCAAAAUUGAGGUGAUGUGACGUUGAUAUGCUAGAAUGCUGCAUACCACACCUUGUAGAAACGCGGUACAAAUUUCUUGGCCAUAAAGAUACCAUAACAGCUUAGAAUAAAUAGGUAUUGGAUUAUUGCUUCAUUUGAACAAUUCGACGCCUUUUCCAUUCACCAGAACUUCUCUACCCUCUUGCUAAAUUUUUCCUACCAUAGGGAUUUGAAAUUUAAGUGACUAAAUGAUUAGAUUAUUUUGGUCUGAACUCUCUGCCCUUAAUUCCUGUUUGGGUUCUUUCUGUAUGUAAUUAAGAUUUUAAGUGACUGAAUUCUUAAUAUUUUCACUUUAACCUA
Solanum lycopersicum (tomato) is the source of this 7693-nucleotide messenger RNA. RefSeq lists its product as uncharacterized. NCBI's taxonomy places the organism in Eukaryota, Viridiplantae, Streptophyta, Magnoliopsida, Solanales, Solanaceae. The record is from RefSeq and is a predicted model, not a curated record. Gene Ontology annotation, biological process: regulation of transcription by RNA polymerase II. Gene Ontology annotation, cellular component: SAGA complex. Gene Ontology annotation, molecular function: transcription coactivator activity.